AUGGCGACCGAGACCUUCCUCGCCCGCCUCUGCGAGCAGGCCGAGCGUUACGAUGAAAUGGUUACCUACAUGAAGGAGGUUGCCAAGCUCGGCGGUGAGCUCACCGUUGACGAGCGCAACCUUCUCAGCGUCGCCUACAAGAACGUCGUCGGUACCCGCCGUGCUUCAUGGCGUAUCAUCUCCUCCAUCGAGCAGAAGGAGGAGACUAAGGGAUCCGACAAGCAUGUUUCCACCAUCAAGGAGUACCGCAUCAAGAUCGAGGAGGAGCUCGAGAAGGUUUGCCAGGAUGUUCUCGACGUCCUCGACGACAGCCUUAUCCCCAACGCCGCCACCGGCGAGUCUAAGGUCUUCUACCACAAGAUGAAGGGUGACUACCACCGUUACCUUGCCGAGUUUGCCUCCGGUGAGAAGCGCAAGGUCGCUGCCACUGCGGCCCACGAGGCCUACAAGAGUGCCACCGACGUUGCCCAGACUGAGCUUACCCCCACCCACCCCAUCCGUCUCGGUCUUGCCCUGAACUUCUCUGUGUUCUACUACGAGAUCCUGAACUCCCCCGACCGUGCUUGCCACCUGGCCAAGCAGGCAUUUGAUGAUGCUAUUGCCGAGCUCGACUCGCUCUCUGAGGAAUCCUACCGCGACAGCACCCUUAUCAUGCAACUGUUGCGCGACAACCUCACCCUCUGGACCUCGUCCGAUAGCGGCGAUGCUGAGGCCCAGGCUGCUGACGGCGCCAAGAAGGAGGAGGCUGAGGCACCCAAGCCUGCUGAGGAGGAGACCAAGCCGGCCGAGGAGCAGCCCGCUCCCGCCGCUGCCUCCUAA
This is a messenger RNA of Clonostachys byssicola, 819 nucleotides long. NCBI's taxonomy places the organism in Eukaryota, Fungi, Ascomycota, Sordariomycetes, Hypocreales, Bionectriaceae. The record is from the annotation of a GenBank genome assembly.